AACUCACAGGACGACAAGUUGUAAUUUCCUGGAUCAUUUAUAAAUAGGUACGGCACGCCCAUGUAAGAUGUUUGAUUGAUAGAAAAAAACGACCAAUCCCUGACAACAUGACGUCACAAUCUUGACCAAUAGUUAUUCUAAAGGGGGCGGGACUAUAAUUGUUUAACGCACCGCAUUCUGUUAUGUGUGCGCGGCUACUUACAGCUAGAACUGAUGAAGGUUGACCGCUUUUUUUUUGUAAAUUCUUAUUGUGGAGUAAAAUAGAAGAACAUGCUAUCAUCACGUGGGGCAUGCUAAUUAAUGUUGAUGUCCUCCCUUUUCGAGUUGACAUCGAGAAGUCAAUGGUGCUGCUGCUGUGGCUUUUGUUGUAUCGUGACAUUUGAAAGACUCAAGGAUGGCAGGAAGUGCCAAGCCUACACAAGAUGAAGAGGUCCUGAGGCACUCAAAGACACGUUUCCAUAGCUACCUCCAUGGUGGGACUUCAAGCUUGUUCUCCACACUUAUUGUCUUCCCAGUCUACAAGACUGUUUUCCGCCAGCAAAUCCACAACAUUCAGGUUUACCGGGCAGUAGCGCAGCUCCACAAAGAAGGUCUUGUGAAGCUCUACAGGGGGGUGACCCCACCGUUACUGAUGAGGACACUCAGUGGUACACUGCUCUUUGGACUUCAAGAUACCUUCCUCCGCCUGCUCUCCCUGGCCUCCUUCAGUGUCAUCCCGUCCUCUGUGCUUCCUGCUGCGGCGGGGCUCGGUGUAGGAAUGAUCGAAGCGGUGCUAUUUACACCUUUUGAGCGUGUUCAGAAUGUGUUGCAGAGCGGACACAACGACCGCCGCUUACCAACACUAAAGAGUGUUCUUGUUAAGCUGAAAGCCCAAAAGCUGGCCUCUGGAUACUACCGCGCCUUCCUGCCCAUUGUGGCUCGUAAUGCCUUGGGCAGCUCCCUUUACUUUGGCUUGAAAGGACCCUUGAGUGCUGCUGUGGCCGGGCAGGGGCUCUCCCCAUUAGCGUCCUCCUUCAUUUCUGGGACUGUGGCUUCCAUGGCGAUCAGCCUGACCCUGUUCCCUCUGUCUGUGCUUGUGGCCAACAUGCAGGUGGAGGUGCAGACAGAGGUGAAAGGCGUGAUGGCCUGUUGGAGGAUGCUGUGGAACUCCCGGCAGAGGAGUGUCCUAUUACUGUACCGCGGGGGUGCCUUGGUUAUUCUGAGAUCAUGUAUCACCUGGGGAAUAACCACAGCCAUCUAUGACAGGCAGCAAAAACACUCAAGCUGAGCAGCUGUUUCUAGAAAUAAUCGAACAGAAAUUCAAUACAUCCCACUGUGCAUCUAUUGGAUUUUCUCAACUUUAAGCAAAAUAGAAUUGGUAAAUUGCUGCUUCAUCAACCCUUUGACAGAAAAAGUAGUACAUUUGACAAGCUCAAAGAAGUGUAUAGCUAAUGUAGACAAAGUCUCCACUCUAUAUCAAUGUAGUAUGACUCCUUUAGUUAAGGUAUUUCAACAAACACUAAUCACAAGCAGUUAGGGAUACUCAACUUUCAGAUGAAAUUUUAGUAUGAAGAUGAACUUUAGUUGGCCUUCUCUAAACUUUUGCAAACACAUGUCCAGCUGUCCAAUGUUUCAACAACUUGCCAUUCUCAAGGAUUUGAAUGUGUUUAAAAAAAAAAAAGGGAUGUCCGCUUCUAUGCCAUUCUGUGACUCUUCCAGUCCCUCUAUACUCUAUCUCUGUUAUAACCUGUUGAGCUGAUGACACUGACGCUCUAAGCUUAGUGGCCACUUCCGUUGAAAACAUCCUGUUUGAAACCUCGCAAUGGUAAAAUACUGUUGAUCAAAUGUUGGGUGUCGUCUUGGUCUUAUGAUGUCGAAAUGUGAACAGAAUGAAGAGGACUGUUUAAAUACCAAUUUUAAUUGAACAGGGAAAGUUGUUGGUCAAUUGCUGGAUUAAACACCUGUUGUGUGCCCUUCAGCUACUUGUUAGAGAACAGCAAGUUGUCUGAAAAGUACGGAAAAUGUCACAGUUGGAAGUGCAUUGAAAAGUUUAAAGGUCAAAUUAAGUUCAUCUGUAAAGGUUUUAGUGCAUUUUAGGUUCAUCCUGAAAUUUCACCCAAAAGCUGAAUAUCCCGAAGUUUUUGAGAGUAGUGUAUACAAUAAUGUAACCAUAAAUCAUGACUAUAAAAAGAAAUUGUUUAAAUAACAAAACAAGAAGCCAUCUUCAUUUAGAAAAAAAAAAGUCAUUCACUCCCUGUUUCGACUUCCAUGUUGCAGGUAAGAAUUAAUGCACUGAAAAAUAAAGGUGCUGGUGACUCUCAUGUGCCUUGCAUUUCUACUGUAUAAAAGUACUCAAGAAGCUGAAUAAUAUCCUUUGUGUAUUUUGGAGAGAAAUAUUUAAAAAGGGAUGGAUUUGUGUUCAAUAUGUAACGUUAAGGGUCUAGAGGUGGAAUGCGGAUGUUUUAAUGGAUUCAAAGAGUGGUAAGUGAAUCCACCAAGCACUAUUAUUCUUUGAAUGUAGAUAAAAUCACUCAACAAAUUCAAAACACGCAAAAAAAACCUCAAUAUAUACAAGUACAGUACAGUUUAGUCAAUUAGAAUAUCUUAUAAAUAGCUUAGCUCAAAAAGUUUAACUCUUAUAUUGGACAGCUUCAUUAAAUACACAGAAAAAUGCUUUUCAGAAGGCCAAUUUCUACCUAAUUUUUAUUAAAAUUCAGUUUGGUUGUUUCUUGUGUAAUAUUCUAAUAGGUUGAGAUUGUGAGUUGUGGGUUUUUGUUAGCUGUAAGCCAUAAUCAUCAAAUCAUAAAACUAUUACCAUCACAUAUUUUAUUUUGUGUCUAGUAAAGGUUAACUUACUUAACGGGUUUCACUUUUUGAAUUGAAAUUUGAAACAUUUUAAUUUAUCAAAGUGCACGUGGACUCUCACCGUUCACAACAUUAGGCACACCUGCACAAUUUCCUUCUAUACUGUAUAAUAUAAGACCUGUGUUGGAAAUAUGUGUCCUUUACAAAAACAAUAAUGUUCAGUUUUGAUUGAAACUGUCAGAGGUGGUAUUAAAGUAAGAAUACAAAAAUACAUGUUAAUGUGAUUGAUGACAGUUGUGUAGAACUGCAGUGCAUCAUACUAAAAGUUGUUACUGCAACAAUGUAUUGUUUAAAGAAUGUCUUUCUUGACAGUGUCAAUCAGAAUUGAGCAUUAAUAUGUUUGUGAAGCCACAAUUUUGCAUACGUUCUCAUAUUUAAUUGUAUUAGAUUGUGCAAUUGUAGCCUGUGAAGUGUAAAUAGAUAGCUGUAGAAAAAAGCAAUUAACGUUACACUAGUCAUGGUUUUGCCUUAUUUUUCUAUUAAAGCAAAUAUUUGUCAUGCA
Molecule: messenger RNA, 3346 nt
Organism: Phyllopteryx taeniolatus (common seadragon)
Lineage: Eukaryota; Metazoa; Chordata; Actinopteri; Syngnathiformes; Syngnathidae
Product: solute carrier family 25 member 53-like
Exons: 2
Coding region: 395-1267 (290 amino acids)
Source: RefSeq, a predicted model, not a curated record